Messenger RNA from Musa acuminata subsp. malaccensis (wild Malaysian banana), 2723 nucleotides. Its product is annotated as probable ethylene response sensor 1. NCBI's taxonomy places the organism in Eukaryota, Viridiplantae, Streptophyta, Magnoliopsida, Zingiberales, Musaceae. Gene Ontology annotation, biological process: phosphorylation; signal transduction. Gene Ontology annotation, cellular component: endoplasmic reticulum. The record is from RefSeq and is a predicted model, not a curated record. Gene Ontology annotation, molecular function: ethylene receptor activity; phosphorelay sensor kinase activity; protein binding.
GCUCCACAGCAGUUGACACUCCGAGGCAGGGCCUUUCCACCGCUGGAUUAUCUGCUCAAGAUUCGUGUUCUUUAAAAUCCAACGGUGGUUUAUCAUUCGGCGGUACAUGUUCGACCGUGCGGGAGCUCCCAUUCUCCAUCUCCUUAAAAUAGCGGCGAUUCAUGUCUUGCUUUCAGACCGUGAACCACAAAAUAUAACCACCGCUGCUGCGAAGGGAAGAAGCAAAGGUGCAGAAGAGGUAAAACAAAGAAAGCUUCCUCCCCUCUCGAUCUCUCUCCUCCUUCGCGCGAGUUACGACGGUUCCUAGUUGCUUCUCUCUCUUUCUUUUGACUUCUCGGGAACGAUUAUGAUCGAAACCUAGAAGCUGUCCGACUCUGCUUCAGAAUGUAGUACUGUUAUUCUGGCCUCUGUAGUUGCUUCGAGAUGGAGGGUUGUGACUGCAUCGAGCCGCAAUGGCCUGCUGAUGAACUUCUAGUGAAGUAUCAAUAUAUAUCAGACUUCUUUAUAGCUCUUGCCUAUUUCUCCAUUCCUCUCGAGCUCAUUUACUUCGUGAAGAAGUCUUCAUUCUUCCCAUACAGAUGGGUGUUGAUACAAUUCGGUGCCUUCAUUGUUCUUUGUGGAGCAACACAUAUGAUAAAUCUCUGGACAUUCACCAUGCACUCACGAACAGUUGCAUUGGUGAUGACUGUUGCGAAAAUCUCAACUGCUGUUGUAUCAUGUGCUACAGCUUUGAUGCUUGUUCACAUAAUUCCUGACUUGUUAAGUGUUAAGACAAGGGAGUUGUUUCUGAAGAAUAAGGCAGAGGAACUUGAUAGGGAGAUGGGUAUUAUACGCACGCAAGAAGAAACAGGGCGACAUGUCAGGAUGCUUACGCAUGAAAUCAGAAGUACACUUGACAGGCACACAAUAUUAAAGACAACCCUGGUUGAACUAGGGAGGACUCUGGAUUUGGCAGAAUGUGCACUUUGGAUGCCAUCAAGGAGUGGUCUUAAUCUCCAGCUCUCACAUACUUUGCACCACCAAAUGCCCCUCGGAUCUGUUGUGUCCAUCAACCUUCCUGUAGUCAAUCAAGUCUUCAGUAGUAACCGUGCUGUAAGAAUCCCACAUACGUGUCCAUUAGCAAGGAUUCGGCCUCAAACUGGAAGAUAUGUGCCACCGGAAGUUGUUGCUGUCCGAGUUCCACUAUUACAUCUUUCAAAUUUCCAAAUAAAUGAUUGGCCUGAGCUUUCUGCCAAAAGCUAUGCCAUUAUGGUUCUAAUGCUCCCUUCAGACAGUGCAAGAAAAUGGCACAUACAUGAACUGGAGCUUGUUGAGGUGGUCGCUGAUCAGGUAGCAGUUGCACUUUCGCAUGCUGCCAUUUUAGAAGAGUCAAUGCGGGCACGUGACUUACUUAUGGAGCAAAAUGUUGCUCUAGAUUCCGCUCGUCGGGAGGCCGAGAUGGCUAUCCGUGCUCGCAAUGAUUUUCUAGCUGUCAUGAACCAUGAAAUGCGGACUCCAAUGCAUGCAGUUAUAGCUCUAUCAUCCCUGCUUCUGGAAACUGAGCUAACUCCUGAACAACGACUGAUGAUAGAAACUGUGUUAAAAAGUAGCAAUCUGCUGGCAGCACUUAUCAAUGAUGUUUUGGAUCUUUCUAAGCUGGAAGAUGGGAGCUUUGAGUUGGAGAUUGCAAAUUUCAACCUUCAUGCCGUUUUCAGAGAGGUCAUAAAUUUGAUAAAACCGAUAGCUGCUGUAAAGAAGCUCUCUGUGUCUGUGACAUUGGCGCCCGACUUGCCCUUAUGUGCCAUUGGUGAUGAAAAACGGCUUAUGCAAACAAUACUAAAUGUUGCUGGCAAUGCUGUCAAGUUUACGAAGGAGGGCCAUAUAUCAAUCACAGCAUCUGUUGCCAGAUCAGAUUCUUCAAGAGACCCUCGGGCUCCUGAAUUCUCUCCAGUUACCAGUGAUCGGCAUUUCGAUUUGCGUGUACAGAUCAAGGAUACUGGCUGUGGAAUCAGUCCUCAAGAUUUACCACACAUCUUUACUAAGUUUGCACACUCCCGCAACAGUGCAAACAAAGCCUCCAAUGGCAGUGGGCUCGGCCUUGCUAUUUGUAGGAGGUUUGUGAGCCUCAUGGAAGGACAGAUCUGGCUUGAAAGUGAAGGCAUAGGGAAAGGUUGCACUGCCACAUUCAUCGUCAAACUUGGUAUUUGUGAUCCAAGCGGAAAUCUGCAACAAAUUUUGCAGACUACACCAAGUCAUGGAGAUGCAAAUCUUCCCGGCCCAAGAGCUAAAUUCGAUGAUGAGAAUGGGAAAUUUACUCCUAUGAUGCGUUACCAAAGAAGUGUAUAAUUUAUACGGUUGGAUUCAUCUACCUACCUGCAGCAUUUAUGGCCUGAAGGCUCUGAUUGGUGAAACCAAUUUUGUGAUGGUUCAAGGCUGUCUCUUUGGUGUUCAGCGAGGUGGUUUAAUUAAUUUGCAACCGGGACAAGUUUGUGGCUUACCUACGUGGAGUAUGUGAUCUUUGCUGAUAUAACGAGUUCAAAUUAGUUGGUGUAAAGUAAUAGUUGUUGUUUCCACACUUAUUUUAUCUGGCUGAUGAGCCGAGUUUGAUGUGCAACUAGAUGAUCUUUUGGCUUCAAACUUUGUAUGAUAUUCUCCGAACGGCGACCCUACGUUUUCAGUACUUUUGUUCUGAACGGUUGCUAGGUUCUCAAUCUGCUGCUUACGGUUCAGUGUCAAUAUGACUA